Molecule: messenger RNA, 8914 nt
Organism: Daucus carota subsp. sativus
Lineage: Eukaryota; Viridiplantae; Streptophyta; Magnoliopsida; Apiales; Apiaceae
Product: cytochrome f
Exons: 1
Coding region: 1-963 (320 amino acids)
Biological process (GO): photosynthesis
Cellular component (GO): chloroplast; thylakoid membrane
Molecular function (GO): electron transfer activity; heme binding; iron ion binding
Source: RefSeq, a predicted model, not a curated record
AUGCAAACUAGAAAGACUUUUUCUUGGAUAAAGGAACAAAUAAAUCGAUCCAUUUCCGUAUCGCUCAUGAUAUAUAUCAUAACUCGGCCAUCUAUUUCAAUUGCAUAUCCCAUUUUUGCACAACAAGGUUAUGAAAAUCCACGAGAAGCGACUGGUCGUAUUGUAUGUGCCAAUUGCCAUUUAGCUAAUAAGCCCGUGGAUAUUGAAGUUCCACAAACGGUACUUCCAGAUACUGUAUUUGAAGCAGUUGUUCGAAUACCUUAUGAUAUGCAACUAAAACAAGUUCUUGCUAAUGGUAAAAGGGGUACUUUGAAUGUAGGGGCUGUUCUUAUUUUACCAGAGGGUUUUGAAUUAGCUCCUGCCGAUCGGAUUUCCCCCGAGAUGAAAGAAAAGAUAGGCAAUCUUUCUUUUCAGAGCUAUCGCCCCAAUAAAAAAAAUAUUCUUGUGAUAGGCCCCGUUCCUGGUCAGAAAUAUAGUGAAAUAACCUUUCCUAUCCUUUCCCCGGACCCCGCUACUACGAAAGAGGUUCACUUCUUAAAAUAUCCUAUAUACGUAGGCGGAAACAGGGGAAGGGGUCAGAUUUAUCCCGACGGGAGCAAAAGUAACAAUACAGUUUAUAAUGCUACCUCAGCAGGUAUAGUAGGUAAAAUAAUACGAAAAGAAAAAGGGGGUUACGAAAUAACCAUAGCGGAUGCAUCGGAUGGACGUCAAGUGGUUGAUAUUAUCCCUCCAGGGCCAGAACUUCUUGUUUCAGAAGGCGAAUCUAUCAAAUUGGAUCAACCGUUGACGAGUAAUCCUAAUGUGGGCGGAUUUGGCCAGGGAGAUGCAGAAAUAGUACUUCAAGACCCCUUACGUGUCCAAGGCCUUUUGUUCUUCUUGGCAUCUGUUAUUUUGGCACAAAUCUUUUUGGUUCUUAAAAAGAAACAGUUCGAGAAGGUUCAAUUGUCAGAAAUGAAUUUCUAGACUCGUGGAUUUAUCGACAUUGAGCUCAUAAUGUAAAAAGAACAAAAAUUUUUGACGACUUUUUAUGAUAAAAAAUAUGAAAAGACUUUUUCUUUUUUAUACUUGUUUGUCUACGGGAUGUCGGGAAUUCCUUGUACCGCAUUCCUAGUCAUAGUAUGUAGAUUGUGAAGAAGACUUUUUACUUUUUUUGAAUAAAAAUUGGGGUGGUAUUAUUAUGUAAUAAAAUUCAUUAAUAGUAUUUUCGAUUCUAAUUGAAUGAAAUUAAACUAGAUACUAGACAUAAGUAAGCGGGGAAUAGAACGGAUAAAUGCGUGGAACACAAAAUUAUAGGGACGAUUAUUCAUCUUCCUAGUAUUCGACACAAGAAAAGGAAUUUUCCACAUCUCUUUCUUGUGUCGAAAGAAAAAAAGAUUAUUUAUCCUAUUCGUAAAAGAUUACUAGUCUAAGUUUUUAAUUUUUCAAGAUAAUAUCAGAACUUUUUUAUAUAUUACAAUUACAAUAUAUAUUACAAUAUAGAUAUAAUUUUUUAUUAUUAUUAUAAAUUCUAAAAUAGAAUAGUGGGCAAACAAAAGAGAGGGAGGUUUAUUGAGUAAAUAGAACUUCUUCAAUAAACUUCAAAAAUUGAUAUUUUGAUGAGAUACAAAAAAAAUACUAAGGUUUUAUUCUUAUUUGAGGAUAGUAUGUCAUCUAGGAAAUCGAGUAAUUUAUUCUUUCUUCUAACUUUGAAAGUAUCGAUAGAAACUAUCGAGCAACGGGCGCAUGGAUCAAUGAACUUCAUUUUUCAAAAACAAAAACAUCAUCAGAAAAAUAGAAUGGAGUCUUGCCAUUUAUACGAAAAAAUAUUCUAAUUCUUAAGAACUCAACGGGGUUCCCUUCUUUGUAUGAUUUGAGGGGGGAGGUCCCGUUGAGUUCUUACGCUUUCAUGGCUACAAGUUACAACUCAAUUAAUCUGAUUACUACAGAGAUGAACCCAAUCCAGAAUAUGAACCAUAAAAGAAAAUACCUAUUAAACCGAUCACAAGAAUACCAGCUACAGUACCGAUUAUCCAAAGAGGAAUCCUUCCAGUAGUAUCAGCCAUUUACCCCACUUCCCUCCACAUUUCGUCAAGUGGUCAUGCUAGAGACAUAAACAGUCAUGGAUAAUUAUGAGAUGAGAGCCUUCCGAAUGGGCUAAGAGAGAAUGCCUAUAAUUAUUAUUCUCCUUUGUUUUCUUAAUUGAAGAAAUAAUUGGAAAAUAAAACAGCAAGUACAAAAAUGAGUAAUAAUCCCCAGUAGAGGCUGGUACGAUUCAAUUCAACAUCUUGUUCGUUCGGGUUUGAUUGUGUCAUAGCUCUAUAAUUCGGAUUAGGUUUAUCGUUGGAUGAACUGCAUUGCUGAUAUUGACCCCAAAAAAGAAACGGUAGGUACAGCUAGGCCGUGAACAGCCAACCAUCGCACUGUAAAAAUUGGAUAGGUUCGAUCUAUGGUCAUUGGGGCCUCCUUAAAAAGAUCUACUAAAUUCAUCGAGUUGUUCCAAAGGAUCAAAACGGCCAGUUAUUAAUGGAAUUCCUUGUCGGUUCUCUGUGAAAUACUCGUUUGGCCGAGGGCUUCCAAAUACAUCGUACGCUAAACCGGUACUGACGAAUAACCAACCCGCAAUGAAUAGGGAAGGUAUAGUAAUGCUAUGAAUGACCCAGUAGCGAAUACUGGUAAUAAUAUCAGCAAAAGAACGUUCUCCUGUGCUUCCAGACAUGCUGAGCUCCACAUAUUCUUGUACAGUCAAAGGGGGAUCGAUUCCGUAAAAGAUUAGAUAAGUCAAUUUCAAUUUACUAAAACUAAAUCUUUGUGAGAUCGUCAAUAUUGUACCGAGGGCGUCUUUAGAGUAUACCGAAUAAGUAUAGCUAUCCUUCUUCUGACACAGCAACGCACUUUCAAUCAUUAUCGAAAGGAAGUACUCAAAAUUUGCUUUCUUACUUUAUUUGUUGCUUGUCAGUGUACAAGGCUUCCCCAUUCAAUAUCAAAUUAUGCAACAAAGUUUAUUUCUCUCCAUUAUGAGUUUGUAUUAGUUUUUGGGUAGAACCUGUUCGUAGUUGUAGAAGCGGUUUUUGUUGGAAUCCUUUUUUCAUCAUUUUAAGGAAUUGGCUAGUCGUCCAGUAACAAGUAAGAUAAGAAAUAGUAGUAAAUCCUAUUCGAUGAAAGAAAAGAAUAAAAAAAUUGUAAUCAACCCUUUUGAUGCAUACAUUGUUGUAUUAGAUCAAGAUUAAAAGAUUCUUUCUUGACCUAACUACAAGAACGAGUUUUUAUAAUAUAAUUAUAAUACGGAAAGAAAAAAUGUAGAACGUAAAAAAGAAAAGAUAAUAGAAAUUACUAACCUAGUUGGACCAAAAUAAAUAUUUUUUUGAGUGAUUGCGGGAUAACUUUUUUCUUCUCAUUCGUUCAAGAUAUUAAGUGAAUGAACCUAUUCCGGAAUCUACUGAAAGUAAUCCUUUUUUUUAGGUUUACGUUGUCUCUAAAAUAGAAAUAGGAUCCGAGACAAUAAAAAAGUUUUCUUAUAUUCUUCCAUAAUGUAAUCAUUUUAAAAAGGUUUAAUUUUUGAGUGAAGUUACACGGGGCAGUUCUUUUUAUUAGUUUAUAGAAGCCCCCAAGAGUUGCUCAAUGAAUCGGUUGAUUGGAAUCGCGAGAUGGGUAGAUGUGGUAGAUGAUGAAUCAAUUUAUUUUUAUACGCCAAUUUGGAAUAUCUCUUUUUUUUUUAAGGAAACUUAGGUAAGUGCUUUUUUAGAAACAUAUAUGUACAAAAAGAACAUAUUUCAUUUAGCUCCUUCAUGCCUACUAUAACUAGUUAUUUUGGUUUUCUACUAGCGGCUUUAACGGUAACCUCAGCUCUAUUUAUUGGUCUGAGUAAGAUACGACUUAUCUGAAAUUAGUAUUUGAAAUGCACAAUUCAUAAAAAGAAAUCUUUCGAUAGGAUUCCGUAUAAAUUGCCAAUUCUUGGUCAUUGAGAUUCAUGGUAAUUCAGAUUAAUAUUUAGGUAUAGAUAUUACCUCCUUUUUCUCCUUUGAAAUAAAUUGCAAUGAUUGAAGUUUUUCUAUUUGGAAUCGUGUUAGGUCUAAUUCCUGUUACUUUGGCUGGAUUAUUCGUAACUGCAUAUUUACAAUAUAGGCGUGGUGAUCAAUCGGACCUUUGAUUAAUUACUAUCGCUUUUUUUGAUUGACCUCCUACUUUCUUUAAUACAAAGGAGGUCGAAUUUAGAUUUCGGUUCAAGUUAGUGAAGCUCUUUCAGUCUAAUUUGAUCUAAGAAAAAUAAGGAGGAAAUCACGCUCUGUAGGAUUUGAACCUACGACAUCGGGUUUUGGAGACCCGCGUUCUACCGAACUGAACUAAGAGCGCUUUCUUAUCAUAAAAGACAAGAACGUAAAGACACUUUUUUUAACCCCAAUUUAAUGAACGAUUAUAUAUUAAUAUAAUUGGAAUCGAUCUUAAUUAAUCCCUCGUUACUGCUCAACGAAGAAGUAAUAGGUAGGGAUGACAGGAUUUGAACCUGUGACAUUUUGUACCCAAAACAAACGCGCUACCAAGCUGCGCUACAUCCCUACAAUUGGUCUACAGUAUCAUUGUAUAGAAUUCCUGUCUUGUUUUCCACAUCGUUAUUUCGUCCAUUGAUCUAUACAAUUUAUAUGGGCAUUUCGUCUUUUUGGUCCCAUUUAACAUAUAAUAAUAGUAAAAGAAAAGUCUUAUAUAGGUAUGAGAUACGGAACGGAACCUGUCGUAAAAAUAAAUGAGUAGUUUUCGGGAAUGCUCGGGACGAAAGGGACCUUUUUUUAUGUUUUAAGAAAAAUUGUAUUUACCGGAUAGUUGUAAAUUUCAAUUUGAAUUAGGGAUUCCGUGUACAAGGUUCUUAACUGCAUAUGCAUCUGAUCAUAUAUGUAUUAUCAUUAUCAUUUUAGAUUACAAUAAAAAAAGGAAGGAGAUUUUUCAAUGCGAGAUCUAAAAACAUAUCUUUCCGUGGCACCGGUAUUAAGUACUCUAUGGUUCGGGUCUUUAGCAGGUCUAUUGAUAGAGAUUAAUCGUUUUUUCCCAGAUGCGUUGACAUUCCCCUUUUUUUGAUUCUAGUUAUUGAUACGGUACCAAAUAACGAAGAUUGGAGAUAAAAUUAAAUAUUUUUUACUAAUCCUUUGCCCCUUUUUUCUCUUUUUUCCUUAAAGGGAGGAAAGAGAAAAAGAAAGGGUGUAUUCAACAGCUUCGAGACUUGGGUUCAAGUUUGAAUUUAAUAAAUUAUUAAAUUCAAAAAUUAACUAGGGAUGGAGGUAGAAUAAACAGGGUCGGCCUAGAUCUAGGACAAGACUCUUAUACAAGGUACUUAAAUGUAAAUGAAAUACUGUGAUUUGAAAUAAAGUUUAGAAAUUUUUUUAGUAUAUUGAUUGCAGGGAAUUUUUUAUAAUUGGAUUUCAAGCUAAUAACUUCUAUUUUUACUUCCUUUCUUCUUCUUCGUUUCGGAUCGCAAAUGGAAGAGUUGAGUAAAUCAAAAAUCCAAAGGGGGUUCAUGGCCAAGGGGAAAGAUGUCCGAAUAACGGUUAUUUUGGAAUGUACCGGUUGUGUUCGAAACGGUGUUAAUAAGGUAUCAACGGGUAUUUCCAGAUAUAUUACUGAAAAGAAUCGUCACAACACGCCUAAUCGAUUGGAAUUAAGAAAAUUCUGUCCAUUUUGUUACAAACAUACGAUGCAUGGGGAGAUAAAGAAAUAGAUCGAAUCGAGCACAUGUAUGUAACCCUUCCAAGGAAGGGUAAAAAUAACAUUCUAUAUAUAACAUAAUUAAAUAUAAACAAACCAAAUCCUAUUUAUUCUAAUUCAUUUUAGAUCCGACCGAAAUAGGAUUUUCGGGAUAAGGAAUAAACUAAACAAACCAUGGAUAAAUCCAAGCGACCUUUUCUUAAAUCCAAGCGAUCUUUUCGUAGGCGUUUGCCCCCGAUUCAAUCGGGGGAUCGAAUUGAUUAUAGAAACAUGAGUUUAAUUAGUCGAUUUAUUAGCGAACAAGGAAAAAUAUUAUCUAGACGGGUGAAUAGAUUGACCUUGAAACAACAACGAUUAAUUACUAUUGCUAUAAAGCAGGCUCGUAUUUUAUCUUUGUUACCUUUUCUUAAUAAUGAGAAACAAUUUGAAAGAACCGAGUCGACCACCAGAACUGCGGGUCUUCGAGCCAGAAAUAAAUAGGCUUACUCUUUCGUAACUUGAAUAAAAAGUAAAAUCAUAACUAAAACGUAGAUUGAUGUUUUGUUAUAAAAAUAUGAAAAAUACAUAUUGAAUUCUCAUGUUGUAAGAAAAAAAAGAAUCGGGUAAGACUAAAGAUUCUUGUUGGGUGUGUUCAUUCAUUUUGACUUUACCCUCCCGGAGUUCAUUCUCCGGGGAACUCCGUUUAAAUUAUUCCGGUGGAUUCUUUCCAAUCGACUUCUUUUAUGAUUUCAUUGGAAAUCAUAUAAAGACAAUUUUUAUUUGAUAUAGCUAUUUGUGCAAGUAUUUUACGAUUAAGAAGCACCUGUUUCUUAUAUAGGGCAUGUAUUAAUCUACUAUAACUAUAGGAUACCCCUAUUUCACGAAUUACUGCGUUUAUUCGAGUGAUCCACAAACGGCGAAAAUUUCGCUUUUGCUUAUCCCUAUCCCGAUGAGACGAAACCAGAGCUCUUAUUUUCUGUUGAGUAAUUGUUCGAGUAAGUCUUGAAUGAGCCCCUCGAAAGCUUGAUGCAAAUAAACGAAUUUUUGUUCUACGUCUCCGAGCUAUAUUUCCCCGCCUAAUUCUGGUCAUUGAAUAAAUGAAACUUUGACGAAUAACUAAUAGAUUUCCUUUCUUUCAGUUAUUCUUUUUCCCUUUCCUAGUCUAUUAAUAACAAAGCUUUUUUCCAAUGUAUAAACUAACAAUUCCAAUGACUUUGGCUACUAUAACCUUCCCGACCACUAUUUUUAUUUUUUCGAGACAUUUCACUUCGAAAUAAUAAAUUCUAUUUUACUAGGUAUCAAAAUCAAAAUAUAUAUAAUAAAUAAAAAAUCUAAAUGGAUAAAGAAAUAGUGGCUUCCUUCGUUUAUAUGGUUACUUCUUAAACGGUGAGGUUUUCUCUAUACACCGGAGCCUUUACUUCAUUUAAUCAAUGUUAUUGGUAACUUGUAUAGUUCACAUUCUUUGGCUCUACCCAUGAAUUAUCCAGUAAUAGGUCUUUCACGAUUAGAUCUACUUAGACAGUAACGGUAUUUAAUUAUGAAAGUUGGCUGGGUAGCUAACCCUGUUAGUCCGUUCUUGCAAAAGGGGCCUAAGUUUUCUGUUUUUAUUUUUAAGUAGGAUUUUCUCCGCUUAAUGGAUAACCAUUUUUUACCAAUGGAGAAUUUAUUCUCAUCUUAAAUUGAGGUGAUUGGAUUUGCACCAACGGAAACCAUAAAUUUCAUACACAAUAGAAUAGAUAUAGUUUUUUUAUACUGAAUUGAACGGACUUCUUUUUCUAUUUUAUCCUAUUCCCCGGUACUGAUCAUUGAUACUAGAAAAGGUUUUAUUUCUUUUACCUUUAUCCCAGCUCAUGAUCUGAACGAGUCGCACAUACACCCUAGUACAUGUUCCUCGACGCUGAGGGCAUCCCCGAAGUGCGGGGGAUUUUGUGACAUUUCUGAUUGGCUGUCUUGUAUUUCUAAUAAGUUGUUUAAUAGUUGGCAUGUUGAAUCAUAUCAUAUAAAUAAUGGGCUGGUUUAGAUCGAUCCUAACCUGAUGAUACUUCUAUUUAAUAUUUCAUUUUCCUGAUGAAACUGUAUAUUUUAAUUUGUAGUAAAUUCAGCAAAAAUCUAAAAUAGGAAAUCGAUAAUUUUCGCGAAAAAAAAUCCGGGCUUUUUCACUCAACCACCGCUACAAGAUCAACAAUUCCAUAAGCUUGGGCUUCUGUUGCUGACAUAAAAACAUCUCUUUCCAUGUCUUCCGAGACAACCCAUAAGGGUUUGUCCGUUCUUUGUACAUAAACCCUUGUUAGGGUUUCACGCAGUUUUAGCAGCUCUUCCGCUUCCAGGAUAAAUUCUCCCGUUUGUGCCUCAUAAAAAGAACUAGCAGGUUGAUGAAUCAUUACCCUGAUGGUAUAACAAAAGUGGGGUUCCUCUAUUUUGCAUAAUGAAUAGAAAAGAAAGAUAAAGAAUAAAAAGAAAAAAAUAAAGAUAGAAUUGAACAACCACAACCGUACGGGCAUCUUUUAUCCAUUUUGCAUACGGCUCUAUAAUAAAAUUGACCUUUACCUUCAAAAGAAUAGGAUCUAUCAGACCCAGAUCGGUAAAUGAUCAAAUUACCACCCUUCCUUUCGUAGGCGUUCAAAAAUACUAUGAUGGUUCCGUUGCUUUAUAUAUAUAUUUAAUAUUAUUUGGUUUGUCUGUGUUUCAGCAAUCCCAAAGUAGCUUUUUGUAAAAUCAAGGAAAAAAUAAUAUUGUUUUUUAUUUUCGAACUCUUUCAGAACACAACUAAGCCCCCGGUGUGAAAAUAAAAAGUUUGUGACGCUGAACUGGAAUCUCCAAUAUAAAAAAAUAGGAAAUCCCUUUUAUCUCAUACUACUCUCUCGAUACAUAAUCAAAUGUUUUGAAAAAACAAUAAAAAUUGUUUUAUUUUGAUAUCGAAUUCAAAGUGCCAUGCUAUUAUUACUUAAUAUUAAAUUAAUAUGGCGAAGGCAUAGUCUUAUUUUUUUCUCUCAAAUAAAAACCUCAUUGGCGCCAAGCGUGAGGGAAUGCUAGACGUUUGGUAAUUUCUCCUCCGGCUAAGAUAAAAGAUCCCAUUGAAGCGGCUAAUCCCAUGCAUAUUGUCUGUACAUCUGGUCGCACAAAUUGCAUUGUAUCAUAAAUAGCCACUCCAGGGAUAACCCAUCCGCCGGGAGAGUUUAUAAACAAAUAGAGAUCUUUGGUAUCAUUCUCGAUACUGAGAUAUACCAUAAGACCAAUAAGUUGGUUCGAGAUCUCGCUAUCAACC